Molecule: messenger RNA, 461 nt
Organism: Anolis sagrei ordinatus
Lineage: Eukaryota; Metazoa; Chordata; Lepidosauria; Squamata; Anolidae
Source: RefSeq, a predicted model, not a curated record
AACGGGAGCUUCACUCAGUCCUGCCUCGCCAUGAAGUCCUCAACCGGCCUCCUCCUCCUCCUUGGUCUCCUGGCCAUCUGUGCCUUGAUGCCUGCUGACUCCAACAAAGUAAAGCCCGGGAGAUGCCCAUCGCCAGAUCCACCUCCAGGCGUGGUAACACACUGUGGCUUGCUGUGCUCCUCAGACUCUGAAUGCACUGGGGCACAGAAGUGUUGCAGAUAUGGAUGUUCAGCAUCCUGCAUGGAUCCUCUCAAGGCCUGACCUUGAAGGAGGCCUGGAUCUGUGGAUCGUGACCACUCAAGAUGUCAAGCCGGAGCUCCUCUGCCCAUCUCUCCUUCUCCGGAAGAGCCCAAAUCCCACACCAUCCCAAUUUGCCUCAUUUAUAGUUCCUGUACUGCUUUGUUAAGACCUCCCCUUCCCUUGCCAAUAAAUGCAGAAGUCCUCUACGCUUCAAGAGUCUG